Molecule: messenger RNA, 1150 nt
Organism: Lotus japonicus
Lineage: Eukaryota; Viridiplantae; Streptophyta; Magnoliopsida; Fabales; Fabaceae
Exons: 4
Coding region: 148-567 (139 amino acids)
Molecular function (GO): protein binding
Source: RefSeq, a predicted model, not a curated record
CUAUGAUAUUUUACUCGAAACUGGUAAAGCAUAUAUGCUUUGCCUUUUCAUUCCCCAAACCCUUGUCGAGCGUGAGAAGGACGGUGACUGAGACGAAGAUUGCAGAAGAGUUUCAGUUUUCUUUCGUUCAAAGCUUCUGUUGAGGGUAUGAGUUUUCAGAUGGAGGAUAAUUCAAUUCAUGGAUGGUCAGUAUCUCAGUGCACAUCUAAGGAUUUUAAAGCUGGUGUCACUUGCUCUGUACAGAGGCCGAAUCAAUUAUGGCAUGUUACAGUCAAAGAGUUUCAGUGUGGAGACAAUGUAUACUGUGGCGUUGUUCUAGAUGUUAUACAACCUGCAACUGAGCUACAAUCCUUUAGAACCAUGGUUUCUCUUAUAAAUAAAAUUGAUGUCAAUAAAACGAUUAGGAUUGAUCAAUUUGUUAAGUACGCUCAUGGAAGUGUUAGAUUCUCAGUUCCAAGACUCCUUCUUCUGAAGGAUCUUCUUGAUCCUUCAUCUGGUUUUCUCAUGGAUGAUACUAUAUACUUUGAAGCUUCUGUACCCUUUGUUGCCAGUCCAUAUCAUUUUUAGAGUUUGGGCAGGUGUCUCUUAUAUUUUUACCUCAUCUUCAACAUGUCUUCAACCUUCAACCGCAAAUUCUUGAUAGCCUUCGGUCUAAGAAUGCUUCAAAAAAUUUCUGCAUUUCUGCUUUGAAUGCCCUUGGCAGUGUGCUGAUGUUUUUGGAUACUGUUAAGCUAAAGGAAUUAGAUGAAAAGGGACGUACUGAGCUAAGGUAUUUAUGGAAUGUGGCUGAGCUCUUUGGGUUAGAUUUGAUGUGGCUGAAACCUCACUACGAGGCUGCUUUGACGGCGCAGGAUUAUUCGAGUAGUGAUGAUAAGGCGAAGAGGUUCAAGCUUGAUGACAAUUUCAGAGAUUUGUUUACCGCGAUCAAGAAGGAUGAUGAUGUUAUAGGAUAUCCAUAGUUGGUUGUUUAUUUGAUAUUGAUGUGAAGGAUUUAGUAGUCUAUGUUAGGAUUUCUGGUUUUUGAAAUUUUACUCAUGCACUUUCGAGUUGUAGAGUUUUGUUUGAUAUUGAUUUGGUAUUGACAAGCUCUACCAAUUUGGGGUACCAAGGAUCCUUUCUAAUUGGAAUGGCCUCAAGUUUUUUUUCCGUA